AAACUCGAUUAUGGCAAUUUAUAUAUAAAUGUCUAAAGACAAUUUGUCUCAUGUGGUAUCAUGUACCGUAUAUAUAACGCUAAACAUGCAUUUAGUAGUUGAGGGAAACCUUCAUUCCUAAACGUUAACCUGUAUUAGUGGAUUUGCCCUGCUGCAAACUUUUUCAAUACCAUACUAUACGAACAGUAUAGAAACGUUACAUUAAUUACGCUACGCUAUGCUAUGAAAGAAUUUUGGAACAAAUGGUUAUUGUUGAUAUUAGUAUUGUACGGAAUGUUGUCCAUAGCGUAAGCCAGUUUUGGAAAAAAUUAAAAGGUAUGCGCUUAUUCAAGUAUCAUAACUUAUUCUAUUUGUAUAUCAGGAAAUAUUUUACUAUCUUGAAUAGUUAUAUUACUGUCGCCAUCACAUAGUCGCCAUCGCGUUAUCGCAUUGUCGUCGCCGUUCUAUCGUACGUUUGUCCUCAUCGCACUAUCGAUUUGUUGCCCUCUAUGACGUAAAACCACGAUGGCCCAGACGAUAUUCCGUAUAAAACAGAUAGUUUGUAGAAAGGUGUUUAAAAUAACUAAUAAUGUACUUGUACUUAAUGACUUGUAAAAGUCAGCUUUGACAAACUGGGUUUCCCAAGCGAAAUUUCUGUAUAAAUCCUCAUGUAGUUUAUAGACCUUCCCUUUUUAGGUGUUAUGUCACCCAGUUUCGUUAAGUAAAGUGUAAAAAUGCACGUCAUUCAUUUAAAAUCUAUCUAGGAUACUCACAACAGCCUUCACGUAUAUCAAAGAUUAAGUAUGGGAAAUGUGUGUUUGUUUCUUAUAUGUGUACUUACUAUGUGCAAUUCAGGAAGAGAUCAACAAGGAAAGGCGGCGUUCAAUGAACGCAACCCCCAUAUGACCCAGCAACAAGAACCAACGGCAAGGAGCCCAGGCGGACCCCGAACAAAAACAGGACAGGGCAAAGACAGAGCACGGACAGGUGUGCAUCUUGACGAAAUUUCCAAGAAAACACCAAAUGUUAACAUUGACCAAUUUUCGAAUGCUGUAAAUGAUCUUCUCCGAGAACUGGACGAGAAAUAUUCUAUGACAGAGAGUAUACAAAAUGCAAGGCAAAAGAUGCAAGAACCGAGAUUUAAAACAUGGGAUAAUGAUCGUAAAUCAGCGGGAAUGCUUAUUAAUUUGUACACAAACUCUGACGAGAAUAAGCACUUGCCAGAUGCGGUUUUCUACAGAAGCUUGAAUGAAGCAAUAAGGAGUGAAAACCCUGAUUUUAUUUGGCAAAAAAGUAAAAAAUUGCUGAAUGAAGCUCUACAUAAAAUCGGACAUGAAACAUUUGAGUAUACAUUCAGAGGGGAAAAAUGUUGUAAUUCUUCUAUUCCCGAAAACCAAACAGAAGGGUCAACGGUCCUUGUACGAGGCUUCUGGAGCACUACCCUUCAUCCUUCUCAUACUGAUCAUUUUGGCGGUGCGGAAUAUGCUUUCAUCAUUAUUGAAAACGUUCAAGGUGUUAAUGUGCAACAUGUUUCUGUUACUGCUAAGGAAAAGGAAGUUUUACUUCAAAGCCCAAGGAAAUAUAUUCUAAAAAGGAAAAUAAGCAACAAGGAAGAACAAAGAAAGGAGCUUAAAAGCUUGCAGUAUCCAGACUUUGACCCUUCAAAAUUUGACCCUAAGAACAUAUUCAUACUUGUCCCACUUAAUGAGAAUCCUAAACAUGAUGAAGUCCCACUUAAUGAGAAUCGUAAACAUGAUGAAGUCCCACUUAAUGAGAAUCGUGAACAUGAUGAAGUCCCACUUAAUGAGAAUCGUAGACAUGAUGAAGUCCCACUUAAUGAGAAUCGUAAACAUGAUGAAGUCCCACUUGAUGAGAAUCGUGAACAUGAUGAAGUCCCACUUAAUGAGAAUCGUAAACAUGAUGAAGUCCCACUUAAUGAGAAUCGUAAACAUGAUGAAGUCCCACUUAAUGAGAAUCGUGAACAUGAUGAAGUCCCACUUAAUGAGAAUCGUAAACAUGAUGAAGUCCCACUUAAUGAGAAUCGUAAACAUGAUGAAGACGAAGUUUCCAAGAAAACACCAAAUGUUAACAUUGACCAAUUUUCGAAUGCUGUAAAUGAUCUAUUCCAAGAACUCGAUAAGAAAUAUUCUAUGACAGAGAGUACAGGAAAUGCAAGGAAAAAGAUGCAAGAACCGAGAUUUAAAACAUGGGAAGAUGAUCUUAAAUCGGCGGGAAUGCUUAUUAAUUUGUACACAAACUCUGACGAGUAUAAGCACUUGCCGAAUGCGACUUUCUACAGAAGCUUGAAUGAAGCAAUAAGGAGCGAAAACCCUGAUUUUAUUUGGCAAAAAAGUGAAAAGUUGCUGAAUGAAGCUCUACAUAAAAUCGGACAUGAAACAUUUGAGUAUACAUUCAGAGGGGAAAAAUGUUGUAAUUCUUCUAUUCCCGAAAACCAAACAGAAGGGUCAACGGUCCUUGUACGAGGCUUCUGGAGCACUACCCUUCAUCCUUCUCAUACUGAUCAUUUUGGCGGUGCGGAAUAUGCUUUCAUCAUUAUUGAAAACGUUCAAGGUGUUAAUGUGCAACAUGUUUCUGUUACUGCUAAGGAAAAGGAAGUUUUACUUCAAAGCCCAAGGAAAUAUAUUCUAAAAAGGAAAAUAAGCAACAAGGAAGAACAAAGAAAGGAGCUUAAAAGCUUGCAGUAUCCAGACUUUGACCCUUCAAAAUUUGACCCUAAGAACAUAUUCAUACUUGUCCCACUUAAUGAGAAUCCUAAACAUGAUGAAGUCCCACUUAAUGAGAAUCGUAAACAUGAUGAAGUCCCACUUAAUGAGAAUCGUGAACAUGAUGAAGUCCCACUUAAUGAGAAUCGUAGACAUGAUGAAGUCCCACUUAAUGAGAAUCGUAAACAUGAUGAAGUCCCACUUAAUGAGAAUCGUGAACAUGAUGAAGUCCCACUUAAUGAGAAUCGUAAACAUGAUGAAGUCCCACUUAAUGAGAAUCGUAAACAUGAUGAAGUCCCACUUAAUGAGAAUCGUGAACAUGAUGAAGUCCCACUUAAUGAGAAUCGUAAACAUGAUGAAGUCCCACUUAAUGAGAAUCGUAAACAUGAUGAAGACGAAGUUUCCAAGAAAACACCAAAUGUUAACAUUGACCAAUUUUCGAAUGCUGUAAAUGAUCUAUUCCAAGAACUCGAUAAGAAAUAUUCUAUGACAGAGAGUACAGGAAAUGCAAGGAAAAAGAUGCAAGAACCGAGAUUUAAAACAUGGGAAGAUGAUCUUAAAUCGGCGGGAAUGCUUAUUAAUUUGUACACAAACUCUGACGAGUAUAAGCACUUGCCGAAUGCGACUUUCUACAGAAGCUUGAAUGAAGCAAUAAGGAGCGAAAACCCUGAUUUUAUUUGGCAAAAAAGUGAAAAGUUGCUGAAUGAAGCUCUACAUAAAAUCGGACAUGAAACAUUUGAGUAUACAUUCAGGGGGGAAAAAGAUGGUGGGUCUUCUAUUCCCGAAAACCUAACAGAAGGGUCAACGUUGACUGUACGAGGCUUCUGGAGCACUACCCUUCAUCCUUCUCACACUGAUCAUUUUGGCGGUGCGGAAUAUGCUUUCAUCAUUAUUGAAAACGUUCAAGGUGUUAAUGUGCAACAUGUUUCUGUUACUGAUAUGGAAAAGGAAGUUUUACUUCAAAGCUCAAGGAAAUAUAUUCUAAAAAGGAAAAUAAGCAACAAGGAAGAACAACGAAAAGAGCUUGAAAGCUUGCAGUAUCCAGACUUUGACCCUUCAAAAUUUGACCCUAAGAACAUAUUCAUACUUGUCCCACUUAAUGAGAAUCGUAAACAUGAUGGAGUCCCACUUAAUGAGAAUCGUAAACAUGAUGAAGUCCCACUAAAUGAGAAUCGUGAACAUGAUGAAGUCCCACUUAAUGAGAAUCGUAAACAUGAUGAAGUCCCACUUAAUGAGAAUCGUAAACAUGAUGAAGUCCCACUUAAUGAGAAUCGUGAACAUGAUGAAGUCCCACUUAAUGAGAAUCGUAAACAUGAUGAAGUCCCACUUAAUGAGAAUCGUAAACAUGAUGAAGUCCCACUUAAUGAGAAUCGUAAACAUGAUGAAGUCCCACUGAAUGAGAAUUGUGAACAUGAUGAAUUCCCACUUAAUGAGAAUCGUAAACAUGAUGAAGUCCCACUUAAUGAGAAUCGUAAACAUGAUGAAGUCCCACUUAAUGAGAAUCGUAAACAUGAUGAAGUCCCACUGAAUGAGAAUCGUGAACAUGAUGAACUAUGAGUGUCUUUUAUCAGCCUUGAAUAUCCUUUCAGCUAAGACUAUGUUGAUUUUUUUUUCUUGUUUUGUAUUUUUCUUACAACGGCUAUAUUGACAUAACCAACGAAUAUCUUUGGUUAAUGAUACAUUACAAUGAAACUGUUUUUCUGUACGAAAUCUGCUGUGGUCAUAAUAUUAUUUUUAAAAUAGGUUUAUCUCUUCAAUUUGGUUUGCAAAUCAUGGUCAUGCAACUACAUGAUUAGGUAAAGAAGCAGACGCUUGUUUUGGUUGAGUCUUUUAUGUUUUUAUAGGGAUGAUUUGUUAUUCACAAACUUACACUUUAUAUGCAUGUAUAAUUUGCAAUGCUAUUUUAUUAUAUUGAAUAAUUCUUGGAUUGUUUUAUCAAAUUAUUUGUACUGUAAUUAAAAGUGUUAGACUCGUAUGUCCGAUUUAAGGCAUAAUCUUAAUGAAAAUGAAAUUAGUUCACUUUUUCAUUUGUAUUGAUUACAUGAUGCUUUAAGCCAAUAAAAAAAACAUCAACAUAAUCGGGUAGAGACAAAAGUUGCUUAUAGUAAAUCGAUAAUCUUUACAAACUUUAAAUAUCAAGUGUUAAUUUCAUAUUAUAUUAUCGGUAGAAGAUACUGUCCGAGGGGGGGGGGGGGCAGGCAUUUUUGUAUCGUUACAUGACUUCCGUGUCAAUAUCACGUGAUUAUCCCAAGCACCACCAUGACUUAGCGCGGUAAUUAUAGUAUAGCUAACCUGGACGUGUCGCAUAGGAUAUCAUAGUAAAUAUUUUUUUAUUUGUUUGUAAUAAAUAUUUACAAACCGUAUCUUUUUGGGUUUUAUUUGAUCAGUCGAUAACAAACAAGAGCACCGCUAGGCGGAGCAUUAUAUGCCCGAAAGUGUUUUUUUAGUAAGGAUGAAGCAUUUGUAACACAUGGGAAUUAGCUGUUCAUCCUAUGAAAUUUUACAGAUGUAGGUUGA
This is a messenger RNA of Ruditapes philippinarum (Manila clam), 5219 nucleotides long. RefSeq lists its product as uncharacterized. Lineage: Eukaryota; Metazoa; Mollusca; Bivalvia; Venerida; Veneridae. Bases 783 to 4259 code for a protein of 1158 amino acids. The record is from RefSeq and is a predicted model, not a curated record. Gene Ontology annotation, molecular function: NAD+-protein-arginine ADP-ribosyltransferase activity; NAD+ poly-ADP-ribosyltransferase activity. The transcript is spliced from 3 exons.